CUGCUGUUUGCUCCAAAGCAUACUACUAGUAGCUUGGCCAAGGACUCUGUGUUGUGAGACCAAAGAAGGGAUGAUACUUCGACCUUAACCCUAAUGACCAGGUCAUGAGCUUUAGCGUUAGCAACAUCAAACCCAUCAUCCGUCCGUGAUGCAACCUGCAGCCAUGAUGCCAACGGCCUUUCUUGACCUCGCCUCACCAGAAUAGUCUCACAAAGCAAACAAUAACCAAGAUGAAGAUGAUGAGGCCCCAUUCCCUGCCUAUCCUACUUGGCCUGCUGCUCCUGGCACAGAGCUGGGGGUUUCCCGUGUUCAACAAGGCGACGAAUAGCCGUUGGAAUCCAUCGUUGUAUGUGGCCUCCAAAGAAGCACCCGAGACAUCAUCCGAAACAACAAUCCAAUUGAAUCCACUGCUGAGUUCUGUCAAGAUGAGCAAAACGGUAGAAGUCAUGGCGUUGGUAAAACAACUGCAAGCAGACGGUGUGGAAGUCACAUCACUGAGUGUGGGAGAACCGGAUUUCUUGCCCCCGCCGGCUGUUCUGGAAGCCACGCACAAGGCAGUAACGGAUGGAGAGUUGCGCUACACGGCCGUCACUGGCACGCUGGCAUUGCGUCAGGCCAUUGCCGCUGACUUGGAACGGCGAAAGGGGGUAUCGUACGAUCCUCUGACGGAAAUUGUAGUGGGAAAUGGUGCCAAACAGUCCGUCUACCAGGGCGUGCUGGCAGUGUGUGGGCUGGGCGAUCAAGUGUUGAUACCAGCACCGUACUGGCCCUCGUAUCCAGAAAUGGUGGCGCUGGCAGGAGCAAAAGCCGUGAUUGUGGAUGCCUCGGUGGAAACUGGCUUUUUACUCACACCCGAUCAGUUGAGAACCACACUGGAAGCCAAUCCCAAAAUCAAAUUGUUCAUGCUCUGUAAUCCCUCCAAUCCAACAGGAGGAGUUUACAGCCGCGCCGAAUUAGAGGGACUGGCAGAAGUUUUGCGUGACUAUCCCCAUGUAGCCAUACUCGCCGAUGAAAUCUACGAACGGCUCGUCUACCCUCCCACCGACGGAGAUAUCCCCAAGGAAGACUGGUGUCCUUCCUUUGCGAGUCUUCCCGGUAUGUUUGAUCGGACCAUGACCAUCAAUGGGAUGAGCAAAGCCUAUGCCAUGACGGGAUAUCGAUUGGGCUAUGUGGCGGCACCGGCGAGACUCGCCAAGGCCGUCACGACCUUGCAAUCACAGAUUACAUCGUGUGCCGGAUCAUUGAGCCAAGCCGCGGGUGUGGCGGCUCUCACACAGGUGCCAGACGAAGUAUUGGAGGAAAAUGUACAAAUCAUGCAACGAAAACGUGAUUAUGUGCUGGACGAGCUGGCCAAGAUGCCAUAUGUGAAUCUACCGGCACCACCUCGUGGUGCCUUUUACGUGUUGCCCGAUGUCUCCAAAGCACCAAUCUACAACGGAGAUGAUACCGAAUUUUGUCUGGAUCUUUUGAAACAGGAACGGUUAGCCCUAGUGCCAGGAUCCAGUUUUGGGGCGCCUGGAUGCAUCCGCAUUAGUUAUGCCACCAGUCUGGAAGAGCUGCAGGUGGCCAUGGAAAAGUUGAAUCGCUUCUUGACUAAUUUGGGUUAGUUAGCUAGUCAGUUAGGCUACUGAGUCGACUUCCUGUUGGGGCUCGUACUUGAAUGCCAUUGUAGCUUGCUCUUUCUGGGCAACCCACCAGCCUAGUAGAAUGUAGCUUGAAAGCCCUGACCUGUGGACAGAAUAUCUGCACAAUGGUGGGUUCUUCAAGCAUGCCAAGUCUUUUGUAUCAUACCCUGCCAAACAUCAUCAGCACGGUCAUUCAAGAGUUUUGCUAUGGCUCAGCUCUCCUUGGGCUCUCGGGUACUUCAGCUGCGUUGAAACUGAUGUUGAUUUGCCUCUGCAGAGUGCUCCAUGGUGGGCAACACGUGUUCCGGCUGUCAAAGAGCAUUAUGGUACAGUAAGGCACGGUUCGGUACUGUGUGGUGGGCAAGGUGAUACAAAUCGUCAACAAAAAUUGUCAGCAAAACUCCUACAAGAACGUCCACCAGUACUUUACAGGACCACUGCGGGGGCCGAGGGUUCGUUUGACCCCCCUUUCCCAUACCAAUACUGUGGUACAGGCCAAAACCACAUUCAUGAACUUUCAUGAACGCCCUUCCUCAGUGGUGCGUGACUACAUUUAUGCUCGGCUCAGCCUUGCUAUUCUUCGGGCCCACCACCUCUGCAUGCGUGGCUCUCGUGUCCCUGCUGGCACUAUGAGCUACCGCCGUUCUCUCUGGGAUGCUGAUGAUGCACUUGCACUCUUCCGCUAAUCCUGCCCCAUUUUACUCCCUCUCGACUUCCCCUCUACUUCCUCCUUUUGCCCACUGCUCUCCCCUCCCCCCUAGCUCCCUUUUGCCCUGCCCCUGUCCUCCCUGCUCUCCCAGUGCUAUCUGGUACCCACUACCGAUACCACCGCACAGCCUACCGUAGCUUAGCCCCCCUCGCUCCUUAACGUAUCUACAUAGUAUU
Messenger RNA from Seminavis robusta, 2510 nucleotides. The record is from the annotation of a GenBank genome assembly. NCBI's taxonomy places the organism in Eukaryota, Bacillariophyta, Bacillariophyceae, Naviculales, Naviculaceae.